GAUCCGACAAUAAAUCGAGAGAAGAAGAAGAAGAAGUUAAAGAGAGGCAACAACCAACAACCAACAACCUGAAACAGAAACACUGGAAAAAAAUUAAGCUGAUGCAAAUAUAUUACGUGACUUAUCAACGAUGGUCCAACUCGCCUUGUCGACUAGUUGAUCUGAGUCUUUGAAACCUGACGCACUGGAGAGAAAAUGUCUCGAGACUCGUGAAUGGAGUUGACAAGGCAAGCCUUUAGAGACAGGUGGACCUCUUACUGGUAGUGUUGCAGGCUAUGAGUGUGGGUGAUGGAGGACAGUCAAUGUGGAGACUUGGACUACCUGAUCCAAGAUGAGGACACCUUCAUUGAGGGUGUUAGCAACCAGGUCUUAUUUGUUGUGGUUCUCAGCAUCACCUUCCUUGCAGGCCUCCUCACUCUGCUCUGCAGACAGGAGGACCUGAACAUUCACCCUGAGAACCAGGAGCAUGUUCGAGCCGUCCGGCAGCAGCUCCAAACAGAGCAGGAUGAAAGCAGUCAGUCAGAGGCCAGGCAGCAGUAUUACACUGACAUGUCGUGCCCUGUGUGCUUACAGCAGGCUGUUCUGCCUGUGGAAACAAAUUGUGGACACCUCUUCUGUGGCUCCUGUCUUAUAGCCUACUGGAGGUAUGGCACCUGGCUGGGAGCUAUUAACUGUCCCAUCUGCAGGCAAAUGGUCACUUUGCUCUUCCCGCUGUUUCAUGAGCACGCUGGCCCUCAGAGGGUCCAGGAUGGCGAGGCAGAACCUAUACUGAUACUGAGAGACAUAAACGAUUACAAUCGCAGGUUCUCAGGACAGCCACGAUCUUUUAUGGACAGGCUGCGAGACGUGCCCACCCUGCUGCGUCAUGCCUUCAGAGAGAUGUUCUCUGUGGGUGGCCUCUUCUGGAUGUUCAGGAUUCGUAUCCUCCUCUGCCUGGUCGGAGCGCUCACCUACCUGGUCUCGCCCCUCGACAUCCUCCCGGAGGCACUUUUCGGCCUCCUUGGAUUCAUGGACGAUUUCUUUGUCAUCCUGCUUCUCUUUGUGUACAUCUCCAUCAUGUACAGAGAGGUGGUAACACAGAGACUCAACGGCUAGGUGCUAACUCAUUAAAGAGGCGCUGGUUGCUCAGGAUGAGGUGAACCCAGCUUCUGCAGUGGAUGUGUAAAAACACUGACAGAAAAGAAUAAAUGCUUUGAGGACAGAUGAUCAACAAUACUGGUCUUCCAAAGGAGUUUGACUUUGAAGCCAGAGAUGCUGCUUUAUCACUGGAGUGGGGUAGGAUCUAACCCUGAACACAUGGAAUUCACUUGUUCAUUAAUGGCUUAAUAAAUAUCGUAUGAGGUCAAGGCAGAUGAUAAUGCAGCAUGAGGGUGAUUGUAAGAAUGUGGUGUUGUAUGUAUCUACUUUGAUCAUAACUUUGUGUAUCCAGGGAACUCUUUUUGAAGAACUGAAUGAUUUGCAUCACAACCAGCCAAUUCUUUGACAGCAUUGCCAAAUUUUGGUUAAUGUGCAUAUUAUCAUACUGGAGAUAAUGACGUAAUGUAAUGUGAACUUGAACUUCCUGUUUUGAUGGCAGUGUUUUGAUUAUAUGCAUUUAAAGUUGGCCGUCUGCAUCCAAAGUGUUGACUGUUGGACUAAUUUGUGUUACUUGAAGCAUCCAGCUGCGGCCAUUACAGGCUGUCGGCUCCAUUAAAGUGACGAUGCACUUAUGUAAGAAACCUGUGAUUAUGAAUAUUCAUAAUGACCUAAAAAAUACAGAUUUUUAUGCUUGUGGGAAAAUC
Messenger RNA from Notolabrus celidotus (New Zealand spotty), 1781 nucleotides. RefSeq names its product ring finger protein 170 (gene rnf170). The record is from RefSeq and is a predicted model, not a curated record. NCBI's taxonomy places the organism in Eukaryota, Metazoa, Chordata, Actinopteri, Labriformes, Labridae. Gene Ontology annotation, molecular function: ubiquitin protein ligase activity. The transcript is spliced from 7 exons. Bases 289 to 1095 code for a protein of 268 amino acids.